AUGUCUACUGUAAAAAAUAUUGAGGAAGAAAAACAAUUACUAUCCGAACGGUUGAAUGCACUAAGUACAAAAGAUCUUCAUGCAUUUGACUUGCAACUAACAUUAUUACGAACAGCAUCUGAAUCGUAUAAACGUGAAACUGUAUUUAAACCAUGUCCGCCUUUUCUUGCCGGACUCAGUGAUGAUGAAUUGCGUACUGCUUUUCGUUUGCCGCCCGUCGUUGUAUUUAUGUCAGUGCUCGAAGAAUUAAGUGAACUACAAAUUUUUUUACUUAAUUGGCUAUUAACCCGUGAUACAUUCAAAUUAAAUAUGGUACCCGUAGAACAUGUCCUGUCUCUUGUAAAACAUCAUUUAUCUGUUCCAACGCCGAAUUUUGCCUUCGAAAUUAAUUACAACCAAAUUCGUAAUGAGCGUUUUAAUGAUUUAACACAAAACGAUCAUUAUCAGAAAUUGUUUGCAUAUCAUGGCACACGCUUGGAUAACCUUCAUUCAAUCCUUCAUAUUGGUUUUCUUGGGCAUAUGAAUAAACUUUCAUUGUUUGGCUCGGGCACGUAUUUUUCCGUCGAGCCAUCUGUUUCACUUCACUAUUCACCGUUUGCAACUGUUUGGCCUAAUAGUCUAUUAGGCAAAAGGCUAAGUUGUCUUUUAUUAUGUGAAAUUAUCGAUCAACCUGACCAUGUGAAACGUGCAACUGAAAAUGAAACAUCGAACGAUCAAGAGCGUAGAACUGUUCGCGAUAGUCAAGCUGGUGCUGUGCCCGAUAAAUAUGUGGUUGUUACAUCCAACGAACUCGUACGAGUCAAAUAUAUUCUAAUCUAUGCCGAAUCAAAUGAAUUAAUGCAAAACGAUCAAGGAACAAGAUCUCGUUUACGAACAUUUUUAUCGGCUAAUCGUUAUCAUCUCUAUUUAUUUUUCUAUUUUCUUCUUCUUUUAUUAAUUGGAUUUUUUAAUUCGAAUUUGUUUAAAUUUUAUUGGCGUUUAUUUAAAAAACGUUCGAAUCAUCUUCUUUUUGGUUCAUGGCAUGUGACUCAAUAA
Rotaria socialis is the source of this 1035-nucleotide messenger RNA. The record is from the annotation of a GenBank genome assembly. Lineage: Eukaryota; Metazoa; Rotifera; Eurotatoria; Philodinida; Philodinidae.